Molecule: messenger RNA, 15292 nt
Organism: Mesoplodon densirostris (Blainville's beaked whale)
Lineage: Eukaryota; Metazoa; Chordata; Mammalia; Artiodactyla; Ziphiidae
Gene: AGO2
Product: argonaute RISC catalytic component 2
Exons: 20
Coding region: 559-3162 (867 amino acids)
Biological process (GO): regulatory ncRNA-mediated gene silencing; regulation of DNA-templated transcription
Cellular component (GO): RISC complex
Molecular function (GO): RNA binding; protein binding; endoribonuclease activity, cleaving siRNA-paired mRNA
Source: RefSeq, a predicted model, not a curated record
GGCCGCCCCUCGGCCCCGGAGCCCCUCGGCGGCACCACCAUGUACUCGGGAGCCGGCCCCGGAACAAAGGAACUAACAGAGAAGUACAAGUGAGAAGUGGAGAGAAGGCAGAGGAAGAUGGAGAGCGAUAAAAGGCUAACACUGGACACAAACGGGGGCGGCAGAGAGCCUGGAGCCCCGGGAGCUGUAGGUGUCGCCGUGACGCGCCCGCAGACCUCCUCUCACUGUGGGGCAGACCCAGGGCACGGGCUCCGGGUCAGGCCGGCCUCGCUUGAAUCCUGACUGUGUGGCUGGGCAUUCGCUCGGCCUCUCUGAGCCUCAGGCGCCUCCUCGUACAGGGAAUGAACACCCGACGGUGCAGGUGCUCUGACCAGAUGACAGAACGCGGCAGGCUGCUGUCGCUUCCCUCUGCGCGUGGCCCCGGGCGGGGCUGCUGGUCGCCAGUGUCCCUCCCUCGGUCACUUUAUCCUCGCUGUUUCCUCCGCACACAGUGGCUUCUCUCCUUGACCCUCCUGGCUGACCUCUGGGUCUUCACUUUGUAAGCCGUGAGGGAUACGAAUGCAUUUCACAGACCACAUCCCUGAUAAAUACCAUUUACCAGUGCUUGCCCCUCCUCCACCGCCACCGCCACCCGUCCAAGGGUAUGCCUUCAAGCCUCCACCCAGACCCGACUUCGGGACCUCCGGGAGAACGAUCAAGUUACAGGCCAACUUCUUUGAAAUGGACAUUCCAAAAAUUGACAUCUAUCAUUAUGAAUUGGAUAUCAAGCCAGAGAAAUGCCCAAGAAGAGUUAACAGGGAAAUAGUGGAACAUAUGGUUCAGCACUUUAAAACACAGAUCUUUGGGGAUCGGAAACCAGUGUUUGAUGGAAGGAAGAAUCUCUACACAGCGAUGCCCCUUCCAAUUGGGAGGGAUAAGGUGGAGCUGGAGGUCACGUUGCCAGGAGAAGGGAAGGACCGCAUCUUCAAGGUGUCCAUCAAGUGGGUGUCCUGUGUGAGCUUACAGGCAUUACACGAUGCACUUUCGGGGCGGCUGCCCAGCGUCCCCUUCGAGACGAUCCAAGCCCUGGACGUGGUUAUGAGGCAUUUGCCGUCCAUGAGGUACACCCCCGUGGGCCGCUCCUUCUUCACGGCGUCCGAGGGCUGCUCCAACCCGCUGGGCGGGGGCCGAGAGGUGUGGUUUGGUUUCCAUCAGUCCGUCCGGCCUUCUCUUUGGAAGAUGAUGCUGAAUAUCGACGUCUCGGCAACAGCGUUUUAUAAGGCACAGCCAGUAAUCGAGUUUGUGUGUGAAGUUUUGGAUUUUAAAAGUAUUGAAGAACAACAAAAACCUCUGACAGAUUCCCAAAGGGUCAAGUUUACCAAAGAAAUCAAAGGUCUAAAGGUGGAGAUAACGCACUGCGGGCAGAUGAAGAGGAAGUACCGCGUCUGCAACGUGACCCGGCGGCCCGCCAGCCACCAAACGUUCCCGCUGCAGCAGGAGAGCGGGCAGACGGUGGAGUGCACGGUGGCCCAGUACUUUAAGGAUAGGCACAAGCUGGUUCUGCGCUACCCUCACCUCCCAUGUUUACAAGUCGGACAGGAGCAGAAACACACCUACCUUCCUCUAGAGGUCUGUAACAUAGUGGCGGGACAGAGAUGUAUAAAAAAGCUGACCGACAAUCAGACCUCAACCAUGAUCAGAGCGACUGCCAGGUCAGCCCCCGAUCGGCAGGAAGAGAUUAGCAAAUUGAUGAGAAGUGCCAGUUUUAACACAGAUCCGUAUGUUCGUGAGUUUGGAAUCAUGGUCAAAGACGAGAUGACCGAUGUGACCGGGCGGGUCCUCCAGCCGCCCUCCAUCCUCUACGGGGGCCGGAAUAAAGCGAUUGCCACCCCCGUCCAGGGCGUUUGGGACAUGAGGAACAAGCAGUUCCACACGGGCAUCGAGAUCAAGGUGUGGGCCAUUGCGUGCUUCGCCCCCCAGCGCCAGUGCACGGAGGUCCACCUCAAGUCCUUCACGGAGCAGCUCAGAAAGAUCUCGAGAGACGCAGGAAUGCCGAUCCAGGGCCAGCCGUGCUUCUGUAAAUACGCCCAGGGGGCAGAUAGUGUGGAGCCCAUGUUCAGGCAUCUGAAGAACACGUACGCCGGCCUGCAGCUGGUGGUGGUCAUCCUGCCCGGAAAAACCCCCGUCUAUGCCGAGGUCAAGCGUGUAGGAGACACAGUGCUGGGGAUGGCCACGCAGUGUGUGCAGAUGAAGAACGUGCAGAGGACCACGCCGCAGACCCUGUCCAACCUCUGCCUGAAGAUCAACGUCAAACUGGGCGGCGUGAACAACAUCCUGCUGCCCCAGGGGAGGCCUCCAGUGUUCCAGCAGCCCGUCAUCUUUCUGGGGGCGGAUGUCACGCACCCACCUGCCGGGGACGGGAAGAAGCCGUCCAUCGCCGCCGUCGUGGGCAGCAUGGACGCCCACCCGAACCGCUACUGCGCCACCGUGCGCGUCCAGCAGCACCGGCAGGAGAUCAUCCAGGACCUGGCGGCCAUGGUGCGCGAGCUUCUCAUCCAGUUCUACAAGUCCACGCGCUUCAAGCCCACCCGCAUCAUCUUCUACCGAGACGGUGUCUCCGAGGGGCAGUUCCAGCAGGUUCUUCACCACGAGUUACUGGCUAUCCGAGAGGCGUGCAUUAAGCUAGAAAAAGACUACCAGCCGGGGAUCACGUUCAUAGUGGUCCAGAAGAGGCACCACACUCGGCUCUUCUGCACCGACAAGAAUGAGCGGGUGGGGAAGAGCGGAAACAUUCCAGCAGGGACGACCGUGGACACGAAAAUCACCCACCCGACCGAGUUUGACUUCUACCUGUGUAGUCAUGCUGGCAUCCAGGGAACAAGCAGGCCUUCCCACUAUCACGUGCUUUGGGAUGACAAUCGUUUCUCUUCCGAUGAGCUGCAGAUUCUCACCUACCAGCUGUGUCACACCUACGUGCGCUGCACGCGCUCCGUGUCCAUCCCGGCGCCCGCAUACUAUGCUCACCUGGUGGCCUUCCGGGCCAGGUACCACCUGGUGGAUAAAGAACACGAUAGUGCUGAAGGAAGCCAUACCUCCGGGCAGAGUAACGGACGAGACCACCAGGCGUUGGCAAAGGCAGUCCAGGUCCAUCAGGACACGCUGCGCACCAUGUACUUUGCUUGACAUGUUUUAGUGUUUACGAUUGUGUACCGAGUUGGAUUCACAUGAGACCAGCUACACUCAGACCAACAAAUGCCCAGCCCUUCCGUGACAGCCAGCAUCGAACAUGAAACGCCAUUGAUUUUAGUAGAUUCUCCAUUUUCCAGAAUGCCUUCCGUCCCAGAUUUCAAACUUGGAUUUUGAACUGCAGACCUGUAUGAGACCCCACUGUCGUAGGAAAUAUGGUUUGCCAAAAUCUUAUAAGCUGCUUAUUAAAAUAGAGUCCCAUGUUUCCUAAAAAUCUCCUAAAACCAGUCUAUGAACUCAGGGCUUUAAAACAUUUUUAAUUUAUUUGGUCGUUCAAUUUACUUGUUUUUAACACAUGAUUCUAUAUGAAAUUGAUGGGCUCAAACUAGCUGUGAACGUUCUGUGAGAGCGAAAGCGACGUAAAACACAUGGUGGUUUUAAAGCCUUGAACAUUCUGAUGCUGUCAGUAAAGUUUAUGUCAGAGUGACACCCGUGUGCUCCUGACCUGGCUCCCACCAGCUGUCCGGGAUCCGAGGGCAGGGGCCAGGCGAGGCGCCCUGGUGUCUCUCGUCCUGCCACUGCCCGCCUUUCACUCAGCCCGAAGGAAGGAGGGGUGGCAGGAGGUGGGCCGUGUGUGUUUACAACAUUUAUAGGUCCAGAGGGAUUGGCAGACAAAUGCCAUUUUAAUGAAAAUUUAUUUAAAAAAAGAAAAAAGACAAUAUGCCGACAGUCUAAUCAUCAGAUUUGUCCUAUAGGACUGUGACAUUUAUUUUCCAAAGUUUCUAAAGAAUACGGGUCUGUGGUGAUAAAUACAGUACAAUCCUUUUUCACUGUUAUGUCUUUAAUGUAAGAGAAAAAUAUAUAUAUCUGGUUUGCAGUAUUAAUGUGAUAGAUAGAUGCUGUUUUUCAUUUUACUGACUACGGGGUGCUUCUUGUGAUCUGUUUAGCAUAUCAAGAGUGUUUUGGAGCCUGGAGCCUGGACCACCCUUGUGGUUUCUCAGUGCUUAAGUACAGGAGUAUGCAAUUGACUCAGUGUGCCCGCGGCCCACCCCCUCGUGUAGACCGCGCAGCCUGGACCCUCAGGAGGACGGAGUGUGCUUCCAGCAGUCACUCCCCCUCCCCGCCUCGUCCCCGUGUGUCGCUCAGCCAAUUAAGCACAAAUGGAAUGUAUGUAUCCUUCCACUCCUGGGAAUGAGUCUGCGUAUCAGCGUGCACUCCUCUCUGCGUGUUGUUUGUUAGACAAGCGUCAUAGGAUCUAUGCACUGAAACACACAGAAGGCUCUCGGUGGUGGCGCUCUGCGGGAUGCGAGGCCAGCGUUCCGCGAAGGAGCCCAGCCCUCGGGAGGAUGGCUGAUGGCGAAGCCAGCAGGAGAGGCAGACCCUUCUGCUGGGAUUUGCGUUCUGGGCCCCGGACGUGGGUUUGCCAAUCUAGAAUCCACUGCACUAAGAAUGAUACCGUGGACAGCUCGCCAGGGGUGACAGCAGAGAGCUCCGUUUGUGCUAAGUGGGCGUUUUGUCCUUGUAGGCGGUUUUCUAAGAAUCAAAUCCACAUUCAGUACAGAGAUUCUAGGAAGGAGAUGAACCUUUCCCUAGUGCUGCUUCGUGCUCUGUAGGUUUCCUCUGGCCCUGCUGAUGGCCCUCCCAUCCCGGCCUGACAUUUACCUCUGGCGCUGUGGUGGAGUGAGGGUGCCAACCAGGGUGCCUCGUGCUGGGUUGGUGCCAGCCCGCCUCGGUCUUGUGUGAGGGCUCCGCGGGGGCGGGGAAGCGCUGUCAUGGACACUCGGCCUGGAUUUUGGCAGCAACGACAAAGGGGUGACUAUCAUUUGUGACAAUAUAUACUCAAGAGUGGUGUGUGUGUGUGUGCGUGUGUGUGCGCGCGCGCGCGUGUGUGUGCAUGUGGGUGUCUUAUUAAUGGCAUUAGUCUCUUCUUGCUGUAUCUUUUUUUUUUUUUUUUGGUCUUUUUAAAUGACAAGCCUCUGCUCUAAAAAUGUUGCAAUUCCCUGUCAUUUUAUUAGCAAGUGGCACUUUCUCUUAUUCAGAAGGAUACCAGUACACUCUUGGCUUAAGUUACCGGGAGCAUUCAAGCUAAGGAGGGAAUCUUUUCACUAAUACACUUUUAAAAUCUGAACUUAGGGUAGUUUUCAGUCAUUUUUGGGAUCCUCUAGAACCGUGUGUCUCGAAGGUAUGUUUCUACCACUUGCACCAGGAUCGCGGUGGUCGGGGCGGUGGUCGGGGCGGUGGUCAGGGCACUGGCCGUAAAAACGCUGUGGCUCCUGUGCUUGCUGCGGCCUCUGGGGUGGCGGCUGGGCAUCUGCGUUUUACACCAUCAGCUGGGGGUCCAGGGCUGCCUGGGGUCCGAGAACCUCUGAUCUAGAGCCUUCUGGAGAGUGUGCUCCCUCAAGCACUGAGGGCCCGGCAGGGAGGGACUCCCCAGCAAUGCAGGGAAACGUUUUCUAAGCAAAUACACUGGGCAGGAUCACAGGCUGGCAGAAAAUGAGACCUGAAUUUUUAAAAAAUCGUUUUGAAGGAAAAGUUCUCUUUCGGGAGGGCCAAAGUACUUUGAGAAAGGUACUUGUUACAGCCCUGUGCUUGUUUUAUAAAACUUUUACUACUUAAAAGCAUUCAUAAACCAAACGUCUCCAGCUGGGUUAGCGGCAUACCUUUGUACAUGUCUGAUGGUUCAGAAUUCAAAUGGCUGUCGUUACAAUUUCUCAGGUAAAGAACUGUUUUCCCAAAUUUCUACCCAUCCCCCCCCAUUAUUAGGAUAAAUUUUGAGACAGCGUAAAACCUCAAGGUGCAGUAGAAUAAGCCCAAGCCCUGUUCACGUGGAAGCCAAGAGGGGUCCUGCCCGUUCUGUGUGGGUCACGCCUGCCCAGGGCAACCUCGUGGCCGCCCGAGAGGGGCUCCGGGCACCUCCGGCCUCUGCCUGCAUUUGACAGGUUUCCUGAGGCCUGUGCGGGGCUGUGCAAAUUGCAGAGGUGUCCACUCGCCGGCUUUGCCCGACCCCACUAAGUAAGGUGUGCCUUGCUUUAAGCAAACUGAAUGUGAAAAUUAUGAAGUAGAAAUCUGAAUUCAUUUCAAAGAAAAACUGGGAUUUAUCUCUUCAGAAGAGGUCUCCCAAUUAGAUCGUUAUCCUGGUACUCUUCCUAGUAUAUUUUAAAAUAUUCACCGUAAGAAGAGUUAACAUAUUCCCACCCCUUCACCACUUCCUAUUACGUUCGACAAGCUCUCACCCUAAUAGCUAAGUGAUGAAAGAAACCCGGGGGAGCUGCUUCAAGUCGCCGUUUUGUAGGAGAGCCCUUUGGCCCUGCUGAGAUCCCAUCCUGCUGUUUGUGUACUUAUUAUAAUAAGCUCAGAUGUUCCUAGUUCAGAUAAAUGUUGUAAAACUGGGCAUACCUAUACUUUUAGAAAGGGGUUGUUUUAUUUUGGUUUUGGUUUUCUGUUUUGAGAAGACUUCACAUAUACACUUGAUACUACAUUUUAGGGUCUGCUUUUUCUUUUCAAGAUUGUGUUGCUUUUUGGUAGUGUUCUCACACUCCCGUGCAUGAAUGUUUGCACUCUAGAACCACGAGCGAUCCCUGGCCACUGCGCUGGCUUCCCCAGGAGGGACUUGUUGGAAGUGGAGUGAUUUCCGCGCUGUGUGAGUUUGGCCGUAAGCAGUGCUGUUGUGAUGUUUACCCCAGCGUGUGCUCAUUAGAAGAGACAGUUUAAGUUCAAUUCCUACAGCAGGGUUGUGGGCGGGUGGGUAUCGAUGUUAUAUUGUAUGUUAUUUUUAUUGUUGUUAAAUGCAAAUGUUGCUAUUUAUUUUUUCCUUUCUGCUCUGGUUUGAUUUGGCUGAUAUGGAUAUUCCAGUGCAUGUGGUACCUGAUGAAUAUGAUAGAAAUGAUUUUCCCCAACUUUUAUAAAUUACCUAAUGUUUACCUUCAAGUUUGCUGGAUGAUUUAUUUUUGAAAGCCACAAAUGUAAUUUUUCUGGAUGAAUUGCUUUUCUUAUAUAUGCAGCAAUGUAAUUUAACAUUGAUCUGCAGAGUGACUUAAAUUUUAUUUUUACAAGGCAGUUUUUCAGUCAGAUUAUAUAUUUGAUACAAUAUGUUAAGGGUAGACCAGCCAAGCGUUGUGCAGUUGGGACACCAGACUGUCUCGAGGAGGCCUCUGGAGGCUGGGACGGCUUCUCUUGGUUGCUUGGCAUCAUGGAAGCACUAGGCUGUUUCAUGGAGCCACCCGUCAGGAUCUGGAUGGAGUCCUUGAGUGGGACUUUGAUCUGUUGGGCAGUUCAAAGGAUUUUUCAUGGGCAUUUUCCUACACCUAAGGCAGUUCCAUUAGGAGGAGCUUUAGAAGUUGACAUAAUCCAGACAGUGGACAAUCCCAGUGGCCCAGACAAGCCAUAGAAAUUUCCCUGUGACCUCUCUUUAACUCAUCUCUCACGCUCAUGAGAAAAGGAAUGUACAGUGAAUAGAAACUUCCUCAGUGUUCAUACGCCUCACUUUCAGAAUGCAAAUACUUUGUAUUUUAAGCCCUCCCCCAAAGUAACCAAGAAUAUUCUCUCUAGCUGCCGUGCCAGCAGUUUCGGCUGCUGUGACGUUUCUCAGUGUAGACACAGUGCACGUGUGACUUUGUAAUAGGGCUGUCCGUGUUACACACACAUGCUGACUUUUUUUGUAAGGAAAAUUUUCAACUCGAAAUAAUUGCACUGAUUUUUUGACAGCUUCCUUUUUAUUAUGUCCAACUUUGCAUCUGCUGUACUUGUUUGAAAUGACUGUAAAUAGAUUUAGGAUAGCAGAAAUGAUGUAAUACAAUGCGUUGCUUUGUUUUCGUGAUCCUGCCACGUUUUUCAGUGUUACGUGUUAGAGCCGUGUGGGCUGGCCGCUGCACUUCCCCCUCUACAGCCACGUGUACGUGUGUGUGUUGACCAUUCAUGAAGGACAGAUGAGCCUCGUUGCUGUCUUUUUCUGGAAGGAAGUUUGCAGUGUAUUGGAAGAGUGUGCUCUCUCCUUGCGGUCUGAGAUUUAAUUCUAAGAGGAUUAAUUGUAAAUCCUUUGAAUACUUCUGGUCUGUUUAAUUCCUCGUUAUUUGCCAUGACUCCCUCCAGCAUUUGACAGCUUGGAUAGGAAGCAUCUGAACGGCCAAUGUUACUAGAGAGUCAGGGCCUCCCUUGCUUCUCUUUGGUCACCCGUCAUUUUAAAGCCAUGAGGUCGCUGUCAUGUCAGAACCGUCAUUUGUGGCUCAACCCAUAGAUGCCAGGCAGACCUGAAACGCAGUGCUGUUCCUCUAGGCCUCAUGAUUUGGCCAGAUGAGAAGUACGUGCUCCAGUCCACAGUGUGUAAUGCGGUUUGUGAUCAGGUUACACAGUAUCAGACACACAAAGGAGCUUUUAAACCCAAACCAGUCAUCUGAGUGUGUGUUCAUGUCACGUUGAUGCCAUCUCGGUGCCCUCACUUAGUGCUUUUUUGGAUGUUUUGCCAUUUUAUCGUCUAAAGUGAAUGUAUUGGCUUAGCCAUAUCACUACAGAAGGUGGUUUCUAAUACCUUUUAGUUUAAAAAUAAAUAAAUAAAUGCAGAUAAAGGCUACCUCUGAAUUCUCAAUAGAUUCAUGUUUGCUUUUAAGUGUAGCUGUCCACACUGAAAAUAGCCAAAAUGUUGCCUGAAUCAACUGAAUUGUGAACAUCUCUCUGUUCAGUUCUGGCUUGAAAAUUUGUGUGCCAUACUGUGACCCACGGGCAGUCCCCUCCUCCCUCUCUGGGUGUCCAGGGUGGACCAGGGACUCCUCAGGGCUGCCCGGCUCCGAGAUGUUAGGACUCUCAGUGGCCAGCAGGAAGGAAACGCAAGGGCCUUUCUGCACCGUCCUCAGGUGCAGGGCCGUGUGUGGUGGGACCUGGAAGCGAUCCACUGUCCUGGCUUUUCACUUUCCUAUUUGACAUAAGAAAGCACUUUUUUUUUUCUGAUUUACUUAUGAAUGGGUUGAAAGUGUCUCCUUCUACUCUCUUCUCCCUUUUUGUACACUCUGUAAAAUCACAAAGGUGCUUAAACACCGACUCUUGUGCAAAUAGUACUUCAGUAGCUGCAUGGUUUCAAAAUGCAGUGCAGAUGUCAUUGACCUUUGACUUGGGAACCUUGAAUUACUAAUCACUCUAUACUUUAAAGUGAGCUAAGGUUUGAAAGCAAAAUGUUCUGUUCAAAUCCAAGGCCCUUUGCUUGAAAGGAGCACAGGGUCCAGGGCGGCAGCGUCUUGAAGUCGGGGUUCCUGCUGCUGGCGCCCUGGACCAGGAUGCCGGCCUCUGCGGGAAGGCUGGCCUGGGAGAGCUCGGCAUCACGUGUCAUGAACCACUUGGCUGUCAGAAAUCUCAUCUGCCCACACGCUGCUGUGGGUUGGUCAGUGUCGCCCCCCUGCUCCUUCGCGUCUUUUCUUUAGGUUCCUCGUGUUCUCUCGUCUUCAGAAGGUGAGCAUUUGCUCCCGAUCACUUGCGCUGGUUUGCUCCUGAGUUCUGGAGGGACAGUUGGGCGGUGUUGCAGUUGCAGGCAUCUGGGUGUGAGGAGGCGGCUCCGCUCUCUUCUGGACGCUCAUCAGACCUUGACUUUGGCCCAGAGAGGUUCCAGGUGCACCGUUACGAGGAAGUCCUUGCCUUCAACGCUGCAUGCUGCGCUUUAAUUCCGAAAGCGCCAAGUGUCCGUUGCAGUCUAAGAAUGUGUAAUUCUGCCGUCGUGCUGUCCUAUAGACACAGACCACCCCGAGAAGCGUGGACACUGGGGAGUGUCCGCUACGUCUGCUGACCUGCUUCUGGGGCUGCUGGGCUCCACUGAAGUGGCCUCGUUUUCAGCUAGAAACCCAUACAGGGCUUUUCAGGGGCGGCCGCGCAGUGGCCGGCUCCUUGCUUUAGUGAUGUCAGCCGUCGACUCAGAUCUCCCACCUGCUUUCUGCACUCAUGUCCCCAGCGUCCCGACGUGGGCCUCCCCCGGCAUCUUUGCGUUCAUGAAAGAUCAUUAAAGAUGAGGGAACUGAAGAUUACUGGUGCUUUUGUUAACACUUUUCUGUCUUAUUGGUUGAUGUGAAAAAUUCAGGUGUGUUAGAUCUUUAAACGCCCUUGGUGGUGUGACUAAAGGCUUGGGUCCUCACCUCACCCCCCUUCUUUAGGCGGUUGGAGGAGGCUGAAUGAUCUCCUAGUUACAACUUCCUUGGCCUCAAGUAGUUCAGAGUUAAAGCUACAACACCAAAUAUUGACCCCCCCUCCCCCCCGAAGUGUCUCCAGGAGCUCGAUGUUCAGGCCAAUCUCAUUCGGUACUUCUGGAAUCUUCAAGGUCCUCAGAACCAUGAGUUGAUGCUAGGAAUGUGCUCCCUCGCCGCCCACCACCACCGACCAGGCUGGGGGGUGCGAUGCGGAUGGGCUGCCCGGCCCCGCUGGACGGAACUGGGGGGCCCAGGGCUCCUCUGGACUCUGGAGAUGCUGGGAACGAUGCUGGGGGGUGGGAGAGGGCAGCCCCUCUGACCCAGGAGGCAGGCGGUGCCCAGGCCUCCCCUGGUCUCCAGAGGCCAGGGGUGCCAGACUGGAGACCCCAGUGUUCUGGAGACCCCGUCUCAGCCUCCGUGCCUUUCAAGUCCAGUCCUCAGUGUCCUUUCGAAACCACGGUGGGGCUGCGUUGUUGGGAAGGAAGCCUGGCCUGGCGCACGCUCAUGGAAGCCGCGCCGCCCCUCGGCUCCUGGGCACUGGCUCCUGUGGGAAAUCGCUGGGUUCUGGCCGCGUGGCUCCUCCCAGGCCCUGAGCACGUCUGUCCACAGGACCCCCCUCCUAGUCGGGUGCUGACCGUGACCACGGGCAAACCUGGGGGUUUUGUUCUCAAGGUCACUCAAUGAGAAUGUUGAGUGUAAUGGAACUAGAUUGUUUUCAAAAAGGAAUUGGAAUUGGAGUCGUGUCUUUGUAAAAUGCGUGGGAAGUCCUCAGAUGUCAGGUGCUAUUUCAGUUGUUGGAGUGCCCCGCGUUGUUGUUGUUUUGUGACGUGCUGGGAAACUGCUUCCUUGGGAGUGGCGUCACCUGGAGCUGUGCACGUAGGACUCGGGUUUUUUUUUUUUUUUUUUUUCUUUUUGCGGUAUGUGGGCCUCUCACUGUUGUGGCCUCUCCCGUUGCGGAGCACAGGCUCCGGAUGCGCAGGCCCAGCGGCCAUGGCUCACGGGCCCAGCCGCUCCGCGGCAUAUGGGAUCCUCCCAGACCGGGGCACGAACCCGUAUCCCCUGCAUCGGCAGGCGGACUCUUAACCACUUGCGCCACCAGGGAGGCCCAGGACUCGGGUUUUGACAUCUCGAAGAUGCAGGUUUUAGCUCUGACUUUUCCAAGCCAGGUAUUGAGUUGAGCAGUUCUCUUGGCCGACGGUCUAGUUAAAAGCCACCCUUCUCUGUCAGUGGAUGGUUUUAAGCGGGGGAAAUAACCCAAUGUUACUUAUUUUAAACUGUCUAGAAAAGCCUUCAAGGUGGCAGCUCUUGGCCCUUCCGUCUCCCCCUACCCUCUGUUCUGAAAGGCAGAGGCACCAGGCGCCGGGGCGGGGGGGGCUGCGGGUGGCUUUGGGGGCCGUGACACAGCGAUGACGUGGGCUCCUCUUCAACGCCAAGUAGACACGCGACUAAAAUCCUGGAAGUCCGUGGUUUAGCACUGAACUGAAAUUCACCUCCUGAGUUUGAUAGUGGAUUUUACAUGUAGUUGUUGAAGGUAUAAAUUCAUGUUUUGUAACUGUAGCGGCAAGUGAGUUUUUACUUUUUAAAAAGUUUUAAGGGAAUAAUUGUAAGUUUCUGUGCAGCAAAGUGGCUAAUUAUUCAUUAAAUACAAGAAUGUAGUGUCUAAAUCCAGAUUUUUUCUUACCUCUGGUACACUUCAGAUUACUUACCUAAUAUGUAUUGAGGGGUUUUAACCCUGAGUUUUAUCGACUUUUCUAGUUUUAUUUUAUUUUUAUAAAAUAAUUGAAAAAAACAAAAAUGAAUUCAAAAGUUCCAUAGGUAGAUCUUGCCCCUUCUUAAUUUUCUCCCACAAAAAAAAUUUUAAAAGACAUUUUGAAUCAAAAUGUAUUAUGACCAUUUAAAGUUUACUGUUUUCUAAGAAGCUGAGCAGCUAAAGGGCCUCGUUUCAGGUGGUACUGUGCGUACUGUCUGCGGACUCGUUUACCUGUGCGGUGGGUCUACGUGACGAUGUCUUGUGCUUGCAAUAUAGAAACCGUGCAGUGCUGUUGUGUACAUUGACAGUUCCUGUAUAAACUAGUAUUUAUAUACAUUGGCCUCUCUGUAUAACUUUUCAUUUGCUUACAUGAAUUGUAAAAUUAAAUAUAAAAUUAUAGUACCUGCUAAAUACAAAUCUGAGGCUUCCUGUCCUUGUCUUUAGUUUAAUACCAUUCUGUGUGUUUUGAGGAUGUCCAAUGCUUGCAUGAUGGUAGGUGGUAAUGCCACUUUAAAUUAAGCCUUAAUCAGAUGUUAAAUUUGUAAGUUUCACAGUAUGCAAAAAUAUUAGGCAGAAUGAGUUUAAACUGUUCAGAUCAAGAUGCUAUAUCAUAAUUCAACAAGUCUUUUCUCCGGAGUUAUAAAGGGAAACUUUCAGUGAUACAGAUCUGUCUCUCUGUCUCUCUGUCUCUCUCUCUCUCUCUCUCUCUCUCUCUCUCUCUCUCUCUCUGUGUUUCUGGUCUGGCUUGGCUGUUGCCAUUGCUUGAUGAAAAUGGACCAUUGUGCAUUUCUGUGGCAGUCAGUCAAAAAGACCUGUUCUAAAAGUCUUGAGACUUUUUCAGGGUUAUUUUUAAAUGUUUGAUUUUUUUUUUUCCCUCCAGUCUGAGAUGUAUUUAUGGCUGAUGAAGAGUAUGAUUUAGGCAUAAAUCUUCUUUGCAAACCUGCUCAUGUUCUAAGCUUUCUUCAGGUAGUGCCACCUGUCAUUGCUUCUGCAUAUGAUUAAAUGGAUUUUUGUUUUUGUAAAAGCAUCUUAAAUUUAGACAUAAAAUGGAGGGGACCCAGCUUUCUUUACAAUGUGGAUCUACCUCAGUUAAACAGUUGGGUGCUAUUUACUAAGUCUGUCAAAUUAAAUUGGAAAAAGUAACAAAACAGUGAAAUAUAACUCCACACAAAGCUUGAAAUCAUAAUUUCUGUUUAUUUAAUAAUAUCUAUUUAUUUUGUGCCUUUUGUGUUGAAUCCUAAUGCAUUGAAAAAAAUCAGUAUGAAGUUAAAUAUUUUAUAUUGUACAUGGGGAGAAAAAGCCCAAUUGGCCGUGGAAUUUGAUAGAUCACCCCAGCCAACUAAACACUAACGUAUACUGGAAUCCCAACUGCCCUCUUGUGAAAAGAAACAUAGAAUUAUGUCCAAGAGCAAAUUUGACAUUUUACAAGCAAAUUCCAAACUCUUCUACGCAUAUAUUUGUAGCUAUCACUUCAUUUUCUGUGCCAAUGAAGGGGCGACCAAAAACAACUCACAAACACUCUUGUCAUUGCUUUUUUACCACACGUGCCCUCCCGGCCUUCCUCUGGCGUAUUUUAUAAGUUUAUUUCAUAAGCAGCGAAUGGACUAUUGUUGAUUUCAUCUCUCCCACCCUCCUGGUGUGGGUGUUGGUGACCAUCGACAGAGGAAGGGAGGGCCACUGGCCGUGGAGGGGGGGGAGGGGAGGGGUGCUGCCUACAGCAGCAGCCCCAGGGUUUUUGUAAGUUAGGAAAGCUUUCUGGCAGGUGAGAAAAUCGGACAGAUCGAUGACUUUCCAUGCUUUUAUAUUUGGCAGUUUACAAGUCUAGACUUUUCCUACUAUGGCAAUCUUUUUUAACUUAAUUCUUUGGAGGUAAAACAAUAUUUUGGAGUCUUAAGAAUUUGAUUUUAUACCAAUAAGAAAUAAAAAUUAGGGAUCUUUCCUGUAAUAUAUAGUUUUACUAUUUUAAAGAGAUCUCUGAAUUUUACAAGAAAACCAACAUUCCUUAGUGGCAUAACUCUGAAAGUUGAUUUGGGAGGCUUUUCGCUUCAGGAUCUCAAAAAAAUUGGGAUGAUUCUAGUUAAAUGUUUUUAAUUUUUUAAAUUCCAUCAGGUCAAUACUUAAGCUAUAUUUUGUAAAGAGUAAAUCAUCCUUUAGUAUGCUGCAUGUAAAGAUCAGCGUUGUUGCACUUUCUCAAUAAUAAUAAAUGCCCUACAAUUGGCUCACCAGUAAGCAUUUUGUUUUUUACCUAACAAGAGUACUUUGGGGCAGGUGAUUAAAUUUAUAUAGGUACCUCAAGAAAAAGAACCUGAAUAUGCUGCAUUUUGUUUCUUUAGCUUUUAUACGUAGCAUUUUGUUCUGCUCUUAUGAUUUUGUUUAGAUAUAUGCUUUUUGGACCCCAGUAGACUGUUAAAAGAGAUUUUAAAGUUACUCUUGUAGGGAUACAGUAUCUUUUUUUUUUUUUUUUUUUUUUUUUGUGUACUGCAAUAUCUGGUUCAAAGGUUGCCCACCAGGAGAUUAAUACUUUACCCAAAUACACCUGAGAAAAAGGAUACCAUGUUUAUAAGCAGACAAUAAUGUUCCCAAUCCUUUCUGUUCAUGCUGCUUUCUUAAUUCUUUUCUCCAUAUCAUCAAGAGGUUGGACGACUUAUUUCUAAGGUCAGACUUAAACGUCAUAGCAUCUUAAUGUUUUCAACACAGACCUCACGAAAUCGCCAUUGAGUAAGUAGCAUGAUCCUAAAGGUAUUGCUGGCACUAGGCAGCCGGAUCCAUCUGGGCUCUGAAGAGCCGGUCUUCACACUUCUCUAUUCCCCAGCACUCACCCCAAACUGAACAGACGGGGAGUGGUCUUGAUUGACAAAGAUUAAACUGGUGAAGAAAGCUCAAGGCUGAGACACUGAGCAUCUAUUGUCGUGUUUAAGCUUAGCUGGGUCCUUUAGAGUUUGUUUUACAGCUUACUAGGUUAAGUAGUUUGCACUAUUUUUGCAAUAAAUUCAUGGAAAACCUAACAGUUACUUGUUUUGUUUCUUACUGUGUGUAUAUAAACUAAUACUAAAAAGUUUGGCAUAGUGUUUUUUUCACCUCCUUACAUAACCCUUAACAUGCACAGAAUGCUGUAAAUCGGAUACAAUAUGAUGUGAAUGAUAUUUUAUAAGGUUAUUUUGUAUGGUGUCAAUUUUGUUUUGCCUCAUAGUAUGUCAGCAAAAAACAAAAUAAAAUU